AUGAACAGCAACCACGACUCCGGAACCGAGACAGGGACGGACCAUAGUCCCUCCCGCUUUACAGCCGUCAAUGGCAGGGACUCGAUCGGGUCUGGCGCUACCACGGCCGCUCCCGGGAGCGGCCCGAACAGCACUGGGGGCAAGCAGCCUGAGCUCCGUGAUCAAUGGGCAAAAAGCAACCAUGAAUCCGUAAAUCGACCCGGUCAUGACCAGGAAGAGAGAUUGUCCCCCAAGUCCUCCUCCCAGAGCGCCUCUCACGAGAACAGGAACAAACGCAAGAGGUCUGAGUCGAGGGAGAGGUCGCUGCAAAAUGCAGAGGGACCCGGUUUCUCAAAAAGUCCAACCCAUCGUGCAGGAGACGACUGCAACUCCCACCCCAAUGGAGCACUGUCCGGCCCAGAUCAGGAAGUCCGCCCCCCAUCCACCGCACCCAGCCCAAGGUCAGAUACCAACGAGGGUCCUCCGGCGCCGUCUGCCAAUGGUCCAUGGCAGGAGUAUGAUUCUCACUUGGUCCACCAGGCACAGCGCGCCCAGCAGAUCGAUGCCUCCGAUGCACAACUCGUGGACGCUCUGCAACGGGAGAAUCAAGGUCCGGAAUCUUCUCAGCGGAGUGUCAGCACCAGUCAUUCCUUGCCAGGCUCGACGACCAGUGUUCCGCCGGCCUCGUCUAACGUCUAUCCCCCAGAGCGGUCGACAGCCAGCUCCCAAGUCGCUCCGAAGAGGAAGCGUGUCUUCAGCAACCGAACCAAAACGGGCUGUAUGACCUGCCGCCGGAGAAAGAAGAAAUGUGACGAGCAGCAUCCCGCAUGUAACAAUUGUAUUCGUGGUGGUUUCCUAUGUGAGGGGUAUUCGUCGCGGAGUACCUGGCAAAAGCCUUCCACUUCAAAAACGCCCGUUCCGCUGCAGUCCAAAGAAGGAUAUCCCGAAAUUGGUGGUCAAUAUUUACCAGAAUCCAUUCCUCACCAUGACCGACAACCCGGGAUGACAGAGCAGGUCGAGGCGGGCAAGAUGAGGACACUCGGCCUUGACGGUGGUGACCGAUCUAUCCCGCAGUACAACACCAGCCCGACCGGUGUAGGGUCUAGUCAUGGGCCUUGGUCGAAACAAGGAUGGCCAGCAACAGGGCAUCCACCUUAUGUAUCGGAGCAUAUGGCCAAAACGGAAUUUCGAGAGGUCCCACCGAUUCAUGAAUUAUCACGAGAAGGCCCUCCCAAGUCGGACUAUCCGGUGGUCCCUUCCAUUCGAGAUCUCUCGCAUGGACGGCACCCUAAAUCGAAUAUGCCCCUCUUCCAGGGUGGUAUGGAGCAACGACCAUUGCCUGCGGCGACGAUGAACCCCAACAGCCCCCAGGCCCAAGCUCGAAUGGCUCUCAGCAUCGAGCAUCAACUGUCCGGGCACGCUGUGCCAGGUGACGAUACGCAGAAAGCAAUGAUGAUUCGGGGUGAGCGCUAUCGACCAUUCGACGUUCAGCUGGUAGAGGAGAGAGACCGGUGCAAGGCUGCAUUAUUCAAAUUCAACAAUGCUUGCAAUCCGCUUAAUGGGAUCAGCUCCAAAGAACAGAAUCGUCUUCUCAAGGAGAUUUUCGUUCCCCCAUCCAGCUCCGUUGUCAACUCGCCCCCGGGCGCGCCGCGUUCUGCAGGCUCCCUCGGAACGGGUGUUGUCGUGGAGGCCCCCUUUAAAUGCCACUACGGUUACAACAUUCACAUUGGAGAAGAUGUAAUGAUCUCGGAGAAUUGCUUGUUGGUGGAUGACUGUCCCAUCCGAAUUGGCGCUCAUACCUGGAUCGGGCCGAAUGUUCAAAUCCUCAGUUCCAUGGCUGUGGUCCAGAUGCAGGAGCGCAAAGGCCCCCAGAGCGCGUAUAUGGGUCGUCCGGUCACAAUCGAGGAAGACUGCUACAUCGGGGCCGGGGCCAUUAUCUUCCCCGGGGUGCGCCUGGGUCGAGGCGCGUAUGUUGGGCCUGGGGAGCUGGUCGCGUCCAACAUUGACCCUUAUCGAUUCCAAGGGAUGAAGCCACACUAUAUGUGA
This is a messenger RNA of Penicillium lagena, 2025 nucleotides long. RefSeq lists its product as uncharacterized. The transcript is spliced from 2 exons. Gene Ontology annotation, molecular function: zinc ion binding; acetyltransferase activity; DNA-binding transcription factor activity, RNA polymerase II-specific. The record is from RefSeq and is a predicted model, not a curated record. Lineage: Eukaryota; Fungi; Ascomycota; Eurotiomycetes; Eurotiales; Aspergillaceae. Gene Ontology annotation, biological process: regulation of DNA-templated transcription. The coding region runs from base 1 to 2025 and encodes 674 amino acids.